Messenger RNA from Formica exsecta, 705 nucleotides. Its product is annotated as poly(A) RNA polymerase, mitochondrial-like. Gene Ontology annotation, biological process: mitochondrial mRNA polyadenylation. Gene Ontology annotation, molecular function: poly(A) RNA polymerase activity. Lineage: Eukaryota; Metazoa; Arthropoda; Insecta; Hymenoptera; Formicidae. The coding region runs from base 61 to 705 and encodes 214 amino acids. The transcript is spliced from 4 exons. The record is from RefSeq and is a predicted model, not a curated record.
UAAUAUAGGCUUGUGUGAAUACACACGUGCUGCGUGUAGAGGAUAAGCGUUUAUUUAAAAAUGGCGCUCUUAAAUCGUGCCAAUUUAAAUUCUCUUUUAUUAUUAAAUCACUGUUAUUACAAAUUCGCGACGGGUACGGUGAGAUUAAAAACGCGCGGACGCAUUUCACUAUCGUCAAGUCUCAUGCAAGAAAAGAUUAAACAAAGCUCAGAAAAGAAAACAGAAUCAAAUGUUAAAAGCACGAUGUUUGAAACUACAAUUGCCAACAGAAGAGAUCAGGCACGUCGAAGUAUAUUGGUACAGGUAUACUCGUUGAAUUCACAAGACGAUCUCCAGAGUUAUUGUGCUCAAUUUGGAGACAUUUUAAAAAAUGGUUGCACAUGCCCUACUGAAAAGGAGAUUUCAAACUUCUUACAGAAUGCAAAAUCGAUAUCGGGACAAAUAAUAGAUUUAUAUGAGGCAUUAAAACUGAGCGAUUUAGAAACAAGACUGAGAUUUCACACUGCCCAUCACCUGGAGCAAUAUUUCUCUAGAUUAUUUCAAAAUACAAAAGUUUUACCAUUUGGUUCCUCUUUGAACGGAUUUGGGAGGAAAAGAUGUGAUCUUGAUUUAGUUCUCAUUUCCGAUAAAGAAGAAUCGACUACUUUUAUGGGUUUCUUUAUAUACGUCGCAAUUAAAAUUUCGAUUCAAAUAUCGCGCGCUUAA